Molecule: messenger RNA, 1082 nt
Organism: Lingula anatina
Lineage: Eukaryota; Metazoa; Brachiopoda; Lingulata; Lingulida; Lingulidae
Product: calcium/calmodulin-dependent protein kinase type 1
Biological process (GO): protein phosphorylation
Molecular function (GO): ATP binding; protein kinase activity
Source: RefSeq, a predicted model, not a curated record
CACGCCGUGACCCACGAACAGAAGAGAGAACACAUUUCUCGUCGUGUAAUAGCCUUAUGCAUGCGGAAAGAAAAUAGCUGGAUUUUAUGUGAUUUAAACUGCUGUUUUAGGACUUACUAAUCGACCAUGCCACUCUUUGGGAAAAAGAGUGAAAAGCACAAGUGUAUAGGAGCUAAGUACGAGCUGAAGGAGGAUGAAGUGCUGGGAACUGGUGCCUUUUCUCAAGUGAUACUAGGAGAAGAGAAGAAGAACAAGGGCAAGUAUGUAGCAGUAAAAUGCAUAAACAGACAUCAACUCAAGGGAAAGGAAGAAGCUCUACAAAAUGAAAUAGAUAUAUUAAAAAGGUUAGAACAUCCAAACAUUGUCAGGUUACUAGAUGUUCAUGAAGAUAAACACUCAGUGUAUCUAGUCAUGGAACUGAGUUCACAACCUGAAAAUCUACUCUUUUUUGGACCACAAGAUGAUUCCAAGAUCAUGAUCAGUGACUUUGGUCUUUCAAAAACUGAAGAAUCUGGAACCAUGGCAACGGCAUGUGGCACACCCGGUUAUGUAGCCCCAGAAGUUUUAGCACAGGCACCGUAUGGUAAAGAAGUGGAUGUCUGGUCCAUAGGAGUCAUUUCUUAUAUCUUGCUAUGUGGAUAUCCUCCAUUCUAUGACGAGAAUGAUGCGGAGCUGUUUAAACAGAUUCUGAAGGCUGAAUAUGAAUUUGAGUCUCCAUAUUGGGAUGAAAUCUCAGACUCUGCAAAACACUUCAUUAGGCACUUGAUGUGUAAGGAUCCCAAGAAACGGCUGACGUGCAAGGAGGCCAUUGCUCACCCCUGGAUCUCUGGCGGUGCUGCUCUAGACAAAGAUAUCCAUGCAUCUGUCAGUGAACAGAUCAAGAAGACAUUUGCAAAACAAAAAUGGAGGCAAGCCUAUAAUGCCACCGCAGUUAUACGUCAAAUGCGUAAACUAGCCAUGCACAACAAGGAGAGCGAGACGGGAUGAGAAGAGAAACCGAGCAGCUAGAUCUGUUCCACCUUGUUGUAACCCAGGUUUGAUAGGGUGACGCAUUUAGGACCUCCUUCAGCUAGACAUCGAAG